GCCGCCGCCACACUAUCAUCUCUCUCAGGUUUUUCCAUGGCAAUGGAGUCUUCGAUUCUCAAAAGCCCUAAUCUCUCUUCACCAUCGUUCGGUGUACCUUCAAUUCCCGCCUUAUCCUCCUCCUCCACGUCACCAAUUUCAUCUCUUCAUCUCCGAUCACACAACUACCGUACCAUUCCCCUUACCGCCGCCGGGAAUUUUCGAAUCUCGUGCUCACUCUCCGUUUCUUCUCCUCUACCAUCUCAUUCUCCCCGCCGUCGUCCCGAUUACAUCCCUAACCGCAUUUCCGACCCCAAUUACGUUCGAAUCUUCGACACGACUCUCCGAGACGGUGAACAGUCUCCCGGAGCUACACUAACCUCCAAGGAAAAGCUCGAUAUCGCUCGUCAAUUAGCCAAGCUCGGAGUUGACAUCAUCGAAGCUGGAUUUCCUGCUGCUUCAAAAGACGAUUUCGAAGCUGUGAAAACCAUAGCAGAGACUGUUGGCAAUACCGUCGACGAGAAUGGCUAUGUACCUGUAAUAUGUGGUCUCUCGAGAUGUAACAAGAAGGAUAUUGAGACGGCUUGGGAGGCUGUGAAAUACGCUAAACGUCCUAGAAUCCAUACAUUUAUUGCCACUAGUGAUAUUCAUUUGAAGUAUAAGCUGAAGAAAAGCAAAGAAGAAGUUAUUGAGAUCGCCAGAAAUAUGGUUAGAUUCGCCAGAAGCUUGGGAUGUGAAGAUAUUGAAUUUAGUCCAGAAGAUGCCGGAAGAUCGGAGAGAGAGUACUUAUACGAGAUUCUUGGUGAAGUGAUAAAAGCUGGAGCAACAACUCUCAACAUACCUGACACUGUUGGUAUAACCUUGCCUAGUGAGUUUGGUCAGUUGAUUGCUGAUAUUAAAACUAAUACUCCUGGGAUCCAAAAUGUUAUAAUCUCUACACAUUGUCAGAAUGAUCUUGGACUCUCAACCGCCAAUACUUUAUCUGGUGCACAUUCGGGCGCCAGGCAAGUGGAAGUGACUAUCAAUGGAAUUGGCGAAAGAGCUGGAAACGCUUCAUUAGAAGAGGUUGUCAUGGCCAUAAAAUGCCGUGGAGAUCAUGUCUUAGGAGGCCUAUUUACUGGAAUCGAUACCCGGCACAUUGUUAUGACAAGCAAGAUGGUUGAGGAGUACACUGGUAUGCAAACGCAGCCCCAUAAGGCUAUUGUAGGAGCUAACGCCUUUGCGCAUGAAAGUGGUAUUCAUCAGGAUGGAAUGCUGAAGCACAAGGGUACCUAUGAAAUUAUGUCCCCCGAAGAGAUUGGACUUCAGCGAUCAAAUGAAGCUGGCAUUGUGUUGGGGAAGCUUAGUGGGCGUCACGCACUGAGAGACCGUUUAAAUGAGCUCGGUUAUGUCCUGGAUGAUGGACAGCUAAGCAACCUUUUUUGGCGUUUCAAAGCUGUGGCAGAGCGGAAAAAGAGAGUUACCGAUGCUGAUUUAAUAGCUUUAGUAUCUGAUGAAGUAUUUCAGCCAGAGGCUGUGUGGAAACUUCUGGACAUGCAGAUAACUUGUGGAACUCUCGGUCUCUCAACAUCAACUGUAAAACUUGCCGACUCCGAUGGCAAAGAGCAUGUAGCUUGUUCUGUUGGAACUGGACCUGUAGAUGCAGCUUACAAGGCAGUUGAUCUUAUCGUUAAGGAACCUGUGACUCUACUUGAGUACUCGAUGAAUGCAGUAACAGAAGGCAUUGAUGCUAUUGCAACCACACGGGUUCUAAUCCGCGGAGACAACAACUACUCAUCAACAAACGCGGUAACCGGUGAAUCUGUUGAAAGAACUUUUAGUGGAACCGGAGCAGGAAUGGACAUUGUGGUGUCAAGCGUUAAAGCUUAUGUUGGAGCUUUGAACAAAAUGUUGGGUUUCAAAGAACACUCCUCCAGUUUAAGCCUCACAAUGAUGGGAACAGGUCUAUACCAAAAAACAACAGUGUCUUCUUGCAUUCGAGAAACCUCAGGCCAGUUCUUGUUACUCGGUCUGAUUCUUCUGUUGAUUCCUCAGAUAGGUCUAUACGGAAUCUAUUGCCGCUCCAAACGCCUUUUCAAUUAUUUCUACUACAGCAUGGUUGUGGUCAUUAUCAUUGUAUCUUAUUAUUCAAUCAAAUGUUUCACUUACAACACCACUUUUGGCAUCCCUAAGAACCCCGCCAAGGACCACCGCACCGUGCCACGGUUACUCGGCGGCUGCACUAAGUCAUCAGAGGUGGAAUCAUCCUCCAAUCAUCAUGUUAUUGCCACUGUCUCAAGAAAGAACCCUGUCUCAGCUGCUAGAUAUAACUAUAGAAAUGAGUCAACUAACCUAGGUUCUGGAGUUGCACCGGCUUAUCAUCAUCAAUCCAGAUACUCCCGAAAUUCGUCAUACAUAGGCAUGUCUCUGUUUGUUUAUGAAAGACGAUUUGAUUCAUCAUCUGAUCCGGUUGAUUGGAUCAGCAAACUCCCGAGUGAUGUAUUGCUCGUGAUCAUAUCGAGACUGUCCACAGAAGAAGCAGUAAGGACGAGUCUUGUGUCCAAACGAUGGGAACAUUUGUGGAAGCACAUGUCUCAUCUAGUUUUGGACAUUCGAAAGAAGAUUACCAAUUCCAACAAUACGCUCCAUGUUUGGAAUCGGGUUGCUACAUUGAUGACCAAGAUUAUAAACAAUCACCGUGGAUAUCUAGAAAGCUGUGUAAUCCACCAUUACUCAAACGGGAUGCUGAAUACUUGGAUUCAAUCACUUACCGUUGUAAAGCAGACCAAGCAUUUAACACUUAUACACCAUGUUGGACUAAGGAACUUUGGAGAAUUUAUCGAGUUUCCCCCAAACUCAUUCUCAUAUCCAGGGCUCACAUCACUCUCGCUAUCUACACUCAUGAUCAGAACAUCUCAUUCCUUCAACAACUGCCAAUUUCUCAAGACCCUCAAAAUCACAUGUAUGCUCGCCCCCGAUGUUGGAGUCGUCAACAGAGUCCUCGCAUCUUGCCCUUCCCUCGAGGUGCUUGUACUAAACCUCACUUGCAAAAACAAAAAUGGUCCUUUGAAGAUUGAAAACAAUAGAUUAAAGCUCUUGAAAGUGUCACUUUGCGAACAUAUUGAUGGCAUUCAAGUGUCAUCACCUAGUUUGCAUAUUCUCGCCAUCAAAGAAAUUCUCUUCUUUGGGAGAGAUAAAUUUGUCCUUAGGUCCCCUCGACUCCAGUUUAAUAGAAAUUUUUGGCUUACAAGGACUUUCUUACCUCACAUCAGCUACAACAUCUCGCAGGAUGAAAUUUGCAUUGGUCAUGAAGAAUUUGUGGUUAACACAUGUGGGGAUUUGUGGGGAGCAUCAUUGUCGGUGAGUGUAGAUCUAAUGAAUCCAAGACAAGUUAAGAGGUUAAGACAAGUCUUACUUCUAUGGACUUCUGAAAUGGCAGAGCUUGAGAUCUUAUUUAAGAAUGACAAUGCUCCUAGCGAAAAAGGUGAGUCUUCACAUAACAAGUUUUGGGAGGACAACUAUAAAGAUCCGUUCCCUAAUGCCGAGUUCCGUGUGAAUACUGUGUGGAUGCAUAACUUCAGUGGUUCAGAGGAAGAGUUUGCCUUGGCGGCGUGUUUGAUCAGGCAAGGGACUGUGGUAAAGAAUAUGAUGAUCAAGACAACAUCAUUUUCUGCCAGGAAGAAGUUGGAGAUAGAAACAGCAGUAGCCCAGCUACAAGCACUUCAAACACAAGAUCAACGGGAGCUUACCAUCAAAUGCACGUUAGUAGAUUGCCGCGGCACCGGGUGUGGAAGCUCGGCAGAGAGAAGCUUGGUCGUGGAAGGAGACUCACAGGCAGCCGUGAUAGGUCUAUACGGAAUCUGUUGCCGCUCCAAACGCCUUUUCAAUUAUUUCUACUACGGCAUGGUUGUGGUCAUUAUCAUUGUAUCUUAUUAUUCAAUCAAAUGUUUCGCCUACAACACCACUUUUGGCAUCCCUAAGAACCCCGCCAAGGACCACCGCACCGUGCCACAGUUACUCGGCCGGCUGGUCUCUAAGGAGAAGUUCGAGAACGUAGUCUUGUGUAUCAUUCACAACCAUGACUGUAAUUACAAUGCCAGCAAAAACAGCAAUGUUUGGAAGUAUUGCUGUGCACAACCGCCGGGAUGUGGGACCAUUACGAUGUUUGACAAGCCAGGCGAGUGGAGUUGGAAACAACAGUAUGAACGGAACCAAGUUCCAGAAGAGUGUUCUUAUGAAUAUUGUUUAGAUUGCAGAGGCUGCCAACUAAGCAUCUUAAAAGCCAUUGUUCAUCAAUGGAAAUAUCUCUCAAUGUUUGCUUACCCUGCUCUAGUCCUUUCCUGCAUCAGUUUUGCCCUGGCUUGGUCUCUCAAGGAUACUAUCCACGAAACCGAAGAUUAUCGAGGUUCUUAUAGUUGAUCUAUUAUUCAGUCCUAGAAUACCUCUUGAAAUUACAUCAUAAGUGUCAGAUUUGUAGAAAUGUCUAAUAGAAAUCGGUGAAAGAGUUUUGAAUGAGAGACCGACGUUCAUGUGCAUACAUAUGUAUUACAAAUACAUGGGCAUAAGCCUG
Molecule: messenger RNA, 4528 nt
Organism: Arabidopsis arenosa
Lineage: Eukaryota; Viridiplantae; Streptophyta; Magnoliopsida; Brassicales; Brassicaceae
Source: the annotation of a GenBank genome assembly